AUGGGUUCACUGGAAAAUAUACGCCACCAUCUUCACGGGCUGAAGCCAACGCUGUUAAUGAUCUGCGUUCAGACAAUAUUCGCGGUGGUCAACAUCGGCUACAAGCUGUCGGCCAACGACGGCAUGCGCCUCGCCGUCCUGGUGGGAUACAGAUUUUUGUUUGGCGCUGCUUUUAUCGUUCCCCUUGCAAUUUUUCUUGAGAGGAAAAAGAGACCAAAGUUGACGUGGAAAAUAGUCUUCUACGGAUUUCUUUGUGGUUUAUUCGGGGGAUCACUUGGGCAAAAUCUAUAUUUGAAAAGCCUUGCAAUGACCUCUGCAACUUUUGCCUCUGCCAUGACCAAUCUUAUUCCAGCCAUCACAUUCUUGGUAGCCAUUUCAUUGAGAUUAGAAAGACUGGGCUGGAGCACAUCCGCAGGUAAAGCCAAAGUUGUUGGCACGAUAAUGGGCAUAGGUGGAGCAAUGCUCCUCACAUUCUACAAAGGGCCCGAGUUAAACCUUUGGGACACCCACAUAAACCUUCUAGAAACUACCACGACUCAUCGUCGCCAAGCAGGCGGCCAAACACCGAGCCAACCGGGUGGCCACAAUCUUGCCCUAGGUGCCGUUUUGGCCUUGGCCAGUUGUGUAUGUUACUCGUUAUGGUUGAUCGUCCAGGCUAAGGCCUCUGAGAAAUAUCCAUGCCCGUACUCCAUAACGGCUAUGAUGACCAUAUGGGGCACGAUACAGAGCAUGGGAUUCGCGGCGUGCACCGAGAAGGAUUGGAGCAAUUGGGCUUUGGGUUGGAAUAUCAGGCUUCUCACAGUGGCUUUUGCUGGCGUAUUGGGUUCGGGAGUGAUGUUUACAUUUGUGGCGUGGUGCGUGAGGAUGAGAGGGCCGCUGUUUGUCUCGAUAUUUAACCCUCUGCUCCUUGUGUUGGUAGCCAUUGCAGGAUCUUUGCUUCUGGAGGAGAAGCUCCACUUGGGAAUGGUGUUAGGAGGUAUUGUGAUAAUUGUGGGGCUUUACACAGUAUUGUGGGGAAAAGGGAAGGAACUAAAGAAGAUGUCUCAAUUGAUGCCUGAAAAUCAGGUGAGCCAAGCACACACCGGCGGGUUGCCGGAGCCGCCGUUAGAGUUGCAGCAAAGUGGAAGUGGCAGUAGCAACGGCCGUGGAAGUAGCAGAAAGGGGGAGGAGGAGGAAAUUAGAGACGAUGAGAGGAGGAAUUCUGAAGCAAGCUCUCAUGAAGUUUUAGGUGGGCUUUACAUUUAUCCUUGA
Molecule: messenger RNA, 1251 nt
Organism: Striga hermonthica
Lineage: Eukaryota; Viridiplantae; Streptophyta; Magnoliopsida; Lamiales; Orobanchaceae
Source: the annotation of a GenBank genome assembly